Messenger RNA from Colletotrichum phormii, 828 nucleotides. RefSeq lists its product as uncharacterized. Bases 221 to 727 code for a protein of 168 amino acids. The record is from RefSeq and is a predicted model, not a curated record. The transcript is spliced from 2 exons. Lineage: Eukaryota; Fungi; Ascomycota; Sordariomycetes; Glomerellales; Glomerellaceae.
CUCAAGGUUCGAGUUUUACUCUGGACCUUAUGUCAGCUGGCCUAGCGACGUCCUUGGGGCACCGCGCACAAUUGCAGAGUACAAUGUGUUUGACCACGACAGAGAGUUCAACUGGCCUGGAGAGUGUCGAAAUCCUUCGCUGGUCUGCGUACUUGCAGAAGCCGCCCUUCUAAGCACCCAUUGUAAGCUUCAUUGGGAGCGAGCAUUCUCGCUUUGGUCCAUGAAGAACUACGUCAAGUUCAUUCAGACUUACUACACCAGAGUGUCAGACGUGAUUACCACUACCAGCCUCCGAACGGCCGAAAUCUCAUCAACAUUCAUCGCCCCAGGAUCUUCAACACUCGAGAUGUCUCCAGCUGCCUGGAUGACUAUUGCAUCGAGAGGUUUCACUGCAGUUGGCGCCUUUCUUGGCCCAGCUGGUGGUAUAGCCGACGGUGUCGCUGGUCUUCUUACAGCUGCGGCCGGUGUUGCAGGUGCAGCAAAUUCGGAUGCCACCGACCCCCGGUUUACCAACUUCGCGGGACUGAAUACCAAGCUGGCAGACAUGAAACUAGCGAUUCAGUCUGCUAUGGAGGCGUAUUUCCAACGACUCUUCGUGAAUUCUCCUCCGAAUCAUGAUAAUUCAAGGGGUACCGAACUAGCCAACUUGCUAUCAUCGGGAUAUUGGGCAAACCAGGAUCUGGCAUCGCUCAGUGCCCCAACGUAUGGUCAUUAUGCGGUGGUCUAAGGACAAGCUCAAUGAUAUGAGAGGCAAGCACUAUGAUCCCUUCUUCGGUAAGCCGAUAGAUGAUCAACUGGAUGACUGGGUUGCUUGCGCAAACGACCGGA